This is a messenger RNA of Colletotrichum paranaense, 147 nucleotides long. RefSeq lists its product as uncharacterized. The transcript has a single exon. The record is from RefSeq and is a predicted model, not a curated record. Bases 1 to 147 code for a protein of 48 amino acids. Lineage: Eukaryota; Fungi; Ascomycota; Sordariomycetes; Glomerellales; Glomerellaceae.
AUGUCGAACUCAAGAAUAGACGGUGCAUUGGUGGAUCCAGGGCUAAGACAUGGCAAGCCGCUCAUCCCUGCUCUGCUAAUAUCGAAGACGACUGGGGUGUCCUUGGAGCCACCGGCCAUGGUGGAUGCUCCACGCAACGCACUUUGA